Mytilinidion resinicola is the source of this 584-nucleotide messenger RNA. RefSeq lists its product as uncharacterized. The coding region runs from base 242 to 544 and encodes 100 amino acids. The transcript is spliced from 3 exons. NCBI's taxonomy places the organism in Eukaryota, Fungi, Ascomycota, Dothideomycetes, Mytilinidiales, Mytilinidiaceae. The record is from RefSeq and is a predicted model, not a curated record.
CCUAAAACGCCUUUAGAUUUCAGGGUCAACUGUCAGGAUUCUUAGUUCACGAUAAUCUCUCCAUUCCAUUGCUAUCUUUCUGGGUACUCUCAAAGCGGACAAUAUGUCCCUGGUUCCUGUUCUCAAAAAAAGAUCCCACUAUAGUCAGUAAUAGCGUCGUUCAAAUAUGGACUGACAGAGCUGUACCAAGGAUCUCGCCAGAGAAAUCGGUCACUGGACCAAAUUAAACAUAAAGCUAGCAAUGUUUUCGUCACACUUACUGUACUUAAUAUACGUUUCCCCGGGCACGACAGUAGGCGUUACAUCCGAGACGUCGUUAAUGUUGCACAACGUUCAUCUUCGUGUAAUAAAUCUCCAGUCAGGAAUUCCCCUCAACGUUCGCGCAUCGCACGAGUUUAGCCCAAACCAGGAGACUCAAGUCAAUUUUCGCACAGCAGACGGUACGCGUCUGAGUCUGAGCAUAGUGGUCGCGUAUUUAGCCCGUUACGUAUGGGUACCCGGCAUGCAGAUGGGGAGGUUACUUAGGCUCGCCCUAAAUAAAUAGCAUAACACUCAGGUUGAAAUUGAUGUGAACUCUGCUUGUA